GUCGCUCUGUCAGCUCACCAAAGCGUGUCUGGAGCUAUUGCAUAGACCUUGGCUCGCAACCUGGGCCAACUGAAAGCUGCACUAGAAGCCUAUAGAUCAUCUCUCCGCCUGUCCGAUACCAAGGCCACAACCACCUGCCGAAACCAGCAAACCACCGCCGACCGCCCAGAUGGAAACCAACGACUCUGCUGCGGUAUCAGCACCCGGAUACCCACCAUCAAGCCCGCACUCUGGCACCGCGGCGACAUCACCACCGACACUUGCGCCCUUGCUCCCUGUCCCCCUGGCAUCGUCGUUUGCCCCUGAGAAUUCGGGCUCGUCUUCACACAUGUCUGGACCACCGCUAACCCCGUCGUUCACCUACAAAAGACUCAACUGGAUCAACUCCCAGCCACACCAUUUCAAUCCUGACGACUCCUCCAUCAUCGGCAAGAAGCGCCGCAGACGUACCACCCAGGACGAACUGCAUGUUCUUGAGUCGUACUUUGAAUCCAAUCAACUUCCGAAUGCCGCCAUGCGCGAGAAGCUUGCCAAGGAGACCGGCAUGACCACCCGUGCGGUGCAAGUUUGGUUCCAGAACAAGCGCCAAAGCUUGAAGAAGAAGCAAUGUUCCCAGCCGCCCGUCUCCCCGCCGCCGUACCACGCGAGGCCCUUGGAGCUCAGCUCGCCGAUCCGGGUGUCGAAUCCGCUGCCCCUUCCCGCCAGCAUAGCGUCCAGCCCGUCCAAUCCAUCCAAUCUGCCGAGUCCAUCAAAUCCAUUACAGGCCUAUUUGAUCGGCUCACCUGAAGUCGAGUCGCCCCAGAAGCGCUCGGGAACCAAGGCGACACCCGUGUUCCAAAAGUUCAAGUUCCACACUUACAGCUCCCCAUCCUCCUCAGCAUCAAAGAUCGCCGUCCCUGAUUCGCCCGCAGAGCUCACGGCCAUGUCCCCGAGCAGGCGCCCCAUGUCUCAGGCUCAUCACUCUCCUCUGAAGCCGCCGGCUCCGUCAGCUCGCAGAGCUCACUCUCACCUUUCGCCAUCGACACCGACCCGUCCCGCUGCCCAGAUGCCGGCGAGUGUCCAAGACGACGACCUGGCGGCGAUUGCUCUCGUCGAUUUGUCCCAGUCACUCUUCAACUCGCCGACCCGGCCCCGUGUUCGAGCCACAAAGACCCCACAGAGCCGUCGUGCCGUACCCGUUGGCAGCUCCGAAAAGCGAAGCGGCCUGCCAUCCGACCAUCACGAGCCCUCUAACCUGGUGCCCCAACUCACCCUUUCCGACUCUCUGCUUUCGUGCGUUUCAUCGUCAUCGUCGAGCUCUUCGCCGCCGAGCUUGAUAUCUGCCCUCGCUGCUGCAUCAUCGUACGACUCGGAUCGCGGGCCGCCCGGCCUGGCCCUGGACUCGGCCAGCUCCUGUGACUCUGUGGAUCUGUCGGAUAUGGAGUCGUUCAAGGCGAAGCGAACAAAGACAUCUGGCCUUGACAGAGCACCCAGGUCCUCGGUGGCAAACGAUUCUGGCGAGGACACUGAGUCGGAUGCAUCCACCGCAUCCACCGUUGUGCUUUCGAGAUCAGACUCGUCUCUGCCAGCAAAGCCGGUCUGGGCACCGAGUCCCCCAGUAUCCGGAGCAAGUGUUGGCACGCUGCAGGCGGCACCGACGCUCACCUCGUAUAUCUCGUCCAAGGAGGAAGAAGAGGCUCUGGCGGUGCUGACGUCGCUGUCAGGGUGUGCUGCCGACAAUGUCGGCCCCACAGAUGCAGUGGCCGAGUCUCCUCUCGAUGUUGAUGGCCCCUCAAAUCGAUCGUCGUGAAGAAUUUGGUGGCUCUGCUUUCUUUAUCACUAUUUUUUCUUGCUUCCUCAUGAUUUUUUUUUUUGGAACCUUCACAAAUUGGCUCUGGGCCUUGACCCGCGACGAUGAUGCCGACGUGCCCCUGAUGUAUUCACU
Messenger RNA from Polychytrium aggregatum, 1924 nucleotides. RefSeq lists its product as uncharacterized. Gene Ontology annotation, molecular function: DNA-binding transcription factor activity, RNA polymerase II-specific; RNA polymerase II cis-regulatory region sequence-specific DNA binding. Bases 170 to 1789 code for a protein of 539 amino acids. The transcript is spliced from 2 exons. Lineage: Eukaryota; Fungi; Chytridiomycota; Chytridiomycetes; Polychytriales. Gene Ontology annotation, biological process: regulation of transcription by RNA polymerase II; cell differentiation. The record is from RefSeq and is a predicted model, not a curated record.